GCUCAUCCUGGGCAAGCCCCUGGGAGAAGGGUGCUUCGGGCAGGUGGUGCUGGCAGAAGCCAUCGGCCUCGACAAGGACAAGCCAAACCGCGUGACCAAGGUGGCCGUGAAGAUGCUCAAGCGUAAGUGCACGGAGAAGGACUUGUCCGACCUCAUCUCCGAGAUGGAGAUGAUGAAGAUGAUCGGCAAGCACAAGAACAUCAUCAACCUGCUGGGAGCCUGCACGCAGGACGGACCCCUCUACGUGAUCGUGGAGUACGCGAGCAAGGGCAACCUGCGGGAGUACCUGCAAGCCCGGCGGCCCCCCGGCAUGGAGUACUGCUACAACCCCACCCGCGUCCCCGAGGAGCAGCUCUCCUUCAAGGACCUGGUCUCCUGCGCCUACCAGGUGGCGCGGGGCAUGGAGUACCUGGCCUCCAAGAAGUGCAUCCACAGGGACCUGGCGGCCAGGAACGUGCUGGUGACCGAGGACAACGUGAUGAAGAUCGCUGACUUCGGUCUGGCCCGUGACAUCCACCACAUCGAUUACUACAAGAAGACGACAAAC
This is a messenger RNA of Charadrius vociferus (killdeer), 547 nucleotides long. Its product is annotated as fibroblast growth factor receptor 1-like. The transcript is spliced from 4 exons. The annotation marks the transcript as partial. Gene Ontology annotation, biological process: positive regulation of cell differentiation; cell surface receptor protein tyrosine kinase signaling pathway; multicellular organism development. NCBI's taxonomy places the organism in Eukaryota, Metazoa, Chordata, Aves, Charadriiformes, Charadriidae. Gene Ontology annotation, molecular function: ATP binding; fibroblast growth factor binding; fibroblast growth factor receptor activity. Gene Ontology annotation, cellular component: signaling receptor complex. The record is from RefSeq and is a predicted model, not a curated record.